GAUAGUAGCAACAAUUUGUAAGCAUGCUUGAUAAGGUGCACAGUUGUUACUAAGAGGACUAAUAUCUGCAAAGAAAACAAAGAAAAUACCAAGAGGGCAGCGGUUUCUGAAAUGCUAGAACCACCACACCUGGCAAUAACAAGUCAUACCAUGAGCAGAGAUUACAAAUCUUGGCCAUUUUUAAUGUUUGGUCGACCAACAAGUACAUCUCUUCACAGUCUCCACAUUAUUAGUUGUUUGGAGGGGCAGGCUAUUUGCAUUAAGCAGGUGCACGUUACGUAAUAAUAGCCGACAGACUACGGUACCCAAGCAGCACUGUUUCUGUCAGUUUUAUUUUUGUAACUUUAGGUAUCGCGAGAUUUGGUCUCCACGGGUGACAGUAAACAUCUUCGCUUUCAUGGAGAGAGCAGAGCGACAAAAGACCAAGCUGAUCACAAACCAGCCCUACGACGAAAGCUUGGAAGUGAACGAUUCAGAAGAGGUCGCCAGUGUGUACACUCCGACUCCACGAGAGACAGUUUCCCGAAAGUCUAGAAGACAGCUGCGGACCAUGGCUAAUAACAGUAGUGAUGAAUACGAGGAAGAUAGCAAGCCCAAAAAAAAGGAAACCCAGCCAGCUGGACCGCAGGGCAUAAGUGAGAAUGAGGAGGAAGAGGAGGAGGAGGAGGAGGAUGAAGAUGAUGACGAUGAUUCUGAUGAGACUGAGUCUGAUGAAGAUGAAGGAGAGCCAGGAUCAGCACCAGAAGGAGCUUACGACCCUGCAGACUACGAGCACCUUCCUGUGACUGCUGAGAUCAAAGAAUUGUUCCAGUACAUAACACGGUACACACCUCAGACUAUAGAACUAGACCACAAGCUCAAACCAUUCAUCCCUGACUUCAUCCCUGCAGUGGGUGACAUUGACGCUUUCCUCAAGGUUCCUCGGCCAGAUGGUAAGCAGGACAAUCUGGGACUCCUGGUUCUGGAUGAGCCCUGCACCAAGCAGUCAGACCCCACCGUGCUUUCCCUGUGGCUCUCCGAGAACAGCAAGCAGCACAACAUCACGGAGGUAAAGGUGAAAAGCCUGGAGAAUCCAGAGAAGAAUCCCAAGGUGAUUGAGAACUGGAUCGACAGCAUCAGCGAGCUGCACCGCUCCAAACCGCCUGCCACAGUACACUACACCAGGUCCAUGCCAGACAUCGACACUCUUAUGCAGGAAUGGCCUCCAGAGUUUGAGGAACUGUUGGGGAAAGUGAGCUUACCCACAGCCGACAUUAACUGUGACUUGGGAGAGUACAUCGAUAUCAUCUGUGGUAUCUUGGACAUCCCUACAUAUAAGAGUCGAAUACACUCCCUCCAUGUGCUGUUCACACUCUAUUCUGAAUUCAAAAACUCCCAGCACUUCAAAGCCUUGGCAGAGGGCCAGAAAUCUGACACACUGUCUGUACCACAGUCGGUCACGGGGGACCCAGAAACGCUUACUUUCGACUGAAGUUGGCCUCUCUACAGACCAUACUCUGCUCGGGCGUGUCACUUCACUGCUGAAAACCUAAUUACCGUUGCGACUCUGGGCUUUGGCCAAAUGUGAGAGCUAUAAAGCAGUGUGUGACAUCAAUUGGACCUUAAGCAACCACCCCAUGGUCAGGAAUUCUCUGUGGCAGCCACACGAGGGCCCCACUCCCCACCGUUGGUGUGAUGUGAGUGAGCUUCAGAGGGAAAUGACUGAACCUGUAGUGCUGAAUAGAAACAAGUUGCAAGUUGUAUAGUUUGAUUUUCAGACAUCAUGAAGAACAUUCAUUUCAAUUUGUGACCACUAAUGCAGGAUGAUAUUUCGGAUAAUUUCCGAUUAGGUUGAUUAAUUGAGGCUAUUAUUAAACAUAUUAAACACAGUUUGCACGGGAUGUUACAUUCAAAUAAUUUAAAACUGUUUGAUGUAUAUAUUUGAAAGUUUGUAUUGUAGUCUGUCUGUUGCCCAUGUUAUUUUUUUUCUCUCUGAGAUGACCUGAACUGUUAAUCCAUAAUUAAAUAUAUUUUCCAUAA
Messenger RNA from Conger conger (European conger), 2019 nucleotides. RefSeq names its product intraflagellar transport 46 homolog (Chlamydomonas) (gene ift46). Gene Ontology annotation, cellular component: motile cilium; intraciliary transport particle B; centrosome. NCBI's taxonomy places the organism in Eukaryota, Metazoa, Chordata, Actinopteri, Anguilliformes, Congridae. Gene Ontology annotation, biological process: intraciliary transport; cilium assembly. The record is from RefSeq and is a predicted model, not a curated record. The transcript is spliced from 12 exons. Bases 398 to 1471 code for a protein of 357 amino acids.